AUGCGAGGGCGGGAACGUAUCUGUGAAGCUCUGAAGCUUCUCUCCGUCCUUCUUUGUUUGUUUGUUGGUUUGUUUCUUUCUUUCUUUCUUUCUUUCUUUCUUUCUUUCUUUCUUUCUUUCUUUCUUAAUCUAAUUCUUCCGUCUUUCUUUCUUUCUUUCUUUCUUUCUUUCUUUCUUAAUCUCAUGCUUCCACCCAUACUUCUAUCUUUAUUUUCUUGUUUUCCACCCUUCUUUCUAUCAUGCUUCUGUCCAUCUUUCUUUCUUUCUUUCUUUCUUUCUUUCUUUCUUUCUUUCUUUCUUUCUUUCUUAAUUUCAUGCUUCCGCUUUUCUUUCUUUCUUUCCCUCGUGCUUCACGCAUUCUUUUUUCUUUCUUUUUCUUUCUUUUUUAAUUUUUCUUUCGUUCUUUCUUUUUUUUAUCUCAUGCUUCCGCCCGUCUUUUGUUCUUUCUUUUGUCUUAAUCUCUUUUGUCUUCUUUCUUUCUUUCUUUCUUUCUUUCUUUCUUUCUUUCUUUCUUUCUUUCUUUCUUUCUUUAACACAUGCUUCUCUCCGUCUUCCUUAAACCCAUGCUUUUCUUCUUUACAUAUCUUUAUAUCAUGUAUCUGCUCAUAUUUCUUUCUUUUUUUCCUUUCUUUCUUUCUUUCUUUCUUUCUUUCUUUCUUUCUUUCUUUCUUUCUUUCUUUCUAA
Acanthosepion pharaonis is the source of this 684-nucleotide messenger RNA. NCBI's taxonomy places the organism in Eukaryota, Metazoa, Mollusca, Cephalopoda, Sepiida, Sepiidae. The record is from the annotation of a GenBank genome assembly.